AUGAAAGGUACCAGCCAAAAAUUAAAAGAACUGGUGGAAAGGUUAAACUCAAAUGAUUUAAAGACUGAUGUUGAAGUAGUAAUUGCUCCUCCCGCAAUAUAUAUUGAACAGGUUCGUAAUAAUAUUCGUAAAGAUAAUAUUAAAGUCGCAGCUCAAAAUGCUUACAAGGCAGCCGAAGGUGCUUUUACUGGAGAAAUUAGUCCUGAACAAUUAAAAGAUAUCGGGAUUGAAUGGGUCAUUUUGGGACAUUCUGAACGUCGUGAAAUUUUUAAAGAGUCGGAUGAUUUUAUAGCAGAUAAAAUUGCACAUGCAUUAAAAGCGGGUGUUAAAGUUAUUGCAUGUGUUGGAGAAAAAGAAAGACUUCAAGAUGAUCCUAGUUUGACUUUUAAAGUCAUAGAUAAACAAUUAAGAGCAAUUGCUAAUAAAGUUAAUGAUUGGACAAAUGUUGUGAUUGCAUAUGAACCUGUCUGGGCUAUUGGCACUGGUUUAUUUCCCACACCUGAAAAGGUAUUAUCAUAUAUGUGUGGUCUUCACGGAUAUAUUAGAAACUGGUUAAAAGAAAAUGUGUCAGAAUCAGCAUCCGAAAAUACAAGAGUAAUUUAUGGAGGAUCUGUUGAUGCUCACAAUUCUUUGGAAUUAGCAAAACAGCCAGAUAUUGAUGGUUUUCUUGUUGGUGGGGCAUCUUUAAAACCAGAAUUUGUUGAUAUUAUUAAUUCUAAAAUUUAA
Messenger RNA from Entrophospora sp. SA101, 726 nucleotides. NCBI's taxonomy places the organism in Eukaryota, Fungi, Glomeromycota, Glomeromycetes, Entrophosporales, Entrophosporaceae. The record is from the annotation of a GenBank genome assembly.